GGAGGACUUGUCUGGAUUUUGGUGGCCUCCUCCAACCUGCCUCUCCCUCUGCUACAAGGAUGGGUCAUGUUUGUGUCUGUGACAGCGUUUUUCUGCUCCCUCCUCUUCCUGGUCAUGUUCCUGUCUGGCAUGGUGACUCAGAUUGAUGUCAACUGGAACUUCCUGGACUUCGUGUACCACUUCACUGUGUUCGUCUUCUACUUUGGAGCCUUUGUAUUGGAAGCAGCGGCCACAUCCCUGCACGACCUGCGGUGUAAUGCAACCGUAGCUGUGCGGCCCCUUCUGGACGAUAACCAGUACAACAUCAACGUGGCGGCCACAAUUUUUGCAUUUGUGACGACAGCUUGUUACGGUUGCAGCUUGAGUCUGGCUUUGCGAAGAUGGCGACCGUAGCACUCCUUCUAAACGAGCUGUCCGCCUUCGGUUUCAUUCACGUCCUUCCUGGCUCAGGCCCUGUGGGACACCACUUCAUCCAGACACAACAGCAUCACAGCGUUUUUUCUUGAUUUUGGUUGUAUUUUGCUCCCCUCCCUCCUCAAUAUAUAUAGAGAAUCUAAGUGCAAGUUUUGGUUCGUUUCAUAGAUGAAAUCUUAAUUUUGCUAUGAUGUUAAACAGAGAGAGGCUCUCAUUCUAAUAGUUUUAAUUCCACAUCUGUUUUUUUAAAUAAUACUCUCCAUAAAUAAGCAGGUAUUCUUCAUAAAGAAGUAUCACAUUCCAUCGGGGUGUUGAGCCACCUGUACCUGAUUUUUCAUAAGUAACUAAACUCCCUUCAACCACAUUCAAAUAGACUUCCACCAACAAAUCUUUUUAAGUUAAACGGAGAUCAGCACUCAUUCUCUAGAAAGCGACAGAUGAUGAACCUCUUCAGCUUUGAAGGCCAGGCAAUCUCUGUGACAGUGACUCAACUCGGCCUUUGUAGCUUGUGAUCAGCCAUAGACAACAACACACACAUACACACAAGCCUGCUGUGACCCAACAUAACUUUACGUAUGAGAACAGGCAGGAGGCUGGAUGUGGGAUAUGGGCCAUAGUUUGCUGACCUCAGAUAUCAAAUCUUAAUUAUAUAUUCUAUAUAUUGAACUGCUCAUGAAGGUGUAAAACUUUCUCAACAAGCCACAUACUCGGUCCUUUCAUUAUGCAAUAAUCACUUUGCCUUGGUGUCAAGUGGACAAAUACUUAGCUUGGGUGGCGCAUUUAGUUUCUCCAGCAACUCCAAAGACAGUCUUUAGUACAAAGAAAAGUAGCUUGUGAAGUUGCUUAGUCUAAGUAAUGGUCUCCUUAGUCUAACUAAUGGUCUCCUUAGUCUAACUAAUGGUCUCCUUACUCAAACUAACGGUCUCCUUAGUCUAACUAAUGAUCUCCUUAGUCUAACUAAUGGUCUCCUUACUCUAACUAAUGGUCUCCUUAGUCUAACUAACGGUCUCUUCCCAAAGGAGCGCAGCUGUCUUCAUUGUUCAGAGAGUGCGACUCACUGCUGAAACUGCUAUCUAGCUCCUCCUAGCUUACAUUGGUCUUAUUUAUGCUUCAGUAUACAGUUGCAUGCACUGUGCAUGGGUCUACAAAUAACCUGUGUGUGGAUAUGUGAAGCUCUUGGAGUGUUACCUUUUUUACUUCUGAUUAUUUUGCAAUACUUUUCCAAGUUAAAUUUGACUAGGGUGUUAAAUAGAGCUUAAGGUUGGAGGUCUCUACAUAGUGUAAUAUUAGCCUAGAUAUCUAUAUUACCUUUGAAUUCCUGAGUGGCAGAUACAUGAAAUUAUUUUUUUUAAAGAACUACUGGCACUUGACAAAAGGUCUCUGAUGGAAGAAUACAGAAAAGGUAUUUUAACCCACCUAGUUUUGGAAAGGUGCCAAGUGGCUUGAGAAGAGAGUGCGAGAUAGUCAGUCCCAGUGCCCUCCAAGCUGUCUGAGUAGGGGGCUGCCUCCUUGCCCCCAGAGGGCUGCCUCGGGAAAAGGGGGCUUUUGCUCACCAUAUUCUUACAGCCCUUGGCUUUUGAGCUUCAAGAAGAUGCCAUGAGUAAGUUGGACUAUCAUACUUCAUGGAACAUAGAACAACCAUGAAUGGUGUGAUCCGCAUAUUGGUUAUCUUCCUCUAGAAAGAGAAUGAUACUAUAUUCUUAUUUGUUAGAGGACUUGAAAGGCAAAAGAUAUCUUUCCAGGUAACCAGAUGAAAUCGGUCUUAGGACUCUAUGCCCCUGCCCUAUCUUUUGUAUAAUAUCCUGCUUCCCUAGUAUUUCUACUGAGCUCCGUACCACACACCAAACCCGUAUUAGGAACUGUAUAGUAUACCAUCAUAAAUGUGCCAUAAUCAUAUAGAAUCUAGUCUAGAUAGAAUUGUUUCCAGCCAGGCUUCAAGAUUUACUUGUGAGGUCUUAUUUGUGUUUCCAAGAUCUAACAGAUCCAUCCAUGCUUGGUGGCAUUAAAUUUUACAUGAUUUAAUUAAAACACAGUGGUGACACUUCUGUAAACAGAUUGCUUCUAGAUCAUUUAGUACUAAGCUUAACACUCAUCUAACUGUGACUCCUCAGACUUGUAGAUUAUAAUUGUAUUCUGGAUUUGUGAGUUGAGUGACAGCACUUGAACAAAACGUAUGGCACUUGAGAGUUGCUUUAUGUAUCAUAGCCAUCGCAUCGAGAACGUGUUGGUUGGUUUUGAAAUCUGGUUACUCCAUGCUGAAAUUUAUUUUGUAAGUGUUAUGACCUUAAUAAAGUACCCAUUUGAUAA
Messenger RNA from Echinops telfairi (small Madagascar hedgehog), 2721 nucleotides. It is a transcript of the gene MAL2, whose product is annotated as mal, T cell differentiation protein 2. The coding region runs from base 67 to 393 and encodes 108 amino acids. Lineage: Eukaryota; Metazoa; Chordata; Mammalia; Afrosoricida; Tenrecidae. Gene Ontology annotation, molecular function: structural constituent of myelin sheath. Gene Ontology annotation, cellular component: membrane. The record is from RefSeq and is a predicted model, not a curated record. The transcript has 3 exons. Gene Ontology annotation, biological process: myelination.